AUGUUCCUGUCCCUUGCUUCGCCGAUCCGCUGUGGUGCUUCGCGCCUGACGUCGACAUGCGCCAAGGCCUACGUAUCGACGAAUGCUCAUGGCGUGCCUAGCCUCAUGACGCUCGCAGAUGUGCGCACAGAGCAAAUUGACCGGAUUCUGCAGCACUCGGCGGCGCUCAAGCACAAGGCCAGGCACACCGCAUUGGGUCUCUCCGGUAUUGAGUCGUCUCUGACGAAAAAAACGAUCGCUCUCGUGUUUAGCAAGCGCAGCACUCGGACACGUGUAGCGAGUGAGUCAAGUGUCGCCGCCCUCGGUGGACACGCCAUGUUCCUGUCGCCGUCAGACAUCCAACUGGGUGUCAAUGAGAGCUUGUACGAUACCGCGCACGUCGUCAGCUCCAUGGUGGACGGCAUUAUGGCGCGUGUAGGCAGCCACGAUGAAAUUGAGAUGCUUGCUGGCAACUCGCGCGUGCCUGUGAUCAACGCUCUGUCAAGCCGCUUCCACCCAACGCAAAUCCUGGCCGACUUGCUGACGAUGCUGGAAGCCGACGGUCAGAAGAGCUGCAAGGCGCUGGCAGGCAAGAAGGUUGCGUGGGUCGGCGACUCGAACAACAUUCUGAACGACAUGCUUGUCACGUACCCACGCCUUGGUAUGCAUCUCAGUGUCGCUGCUCCGCAAGGUCCUGCCUAUGCAUGCGAUCCAAUUGUGUGGGACCUAAUGCAAAAAGGGCUUGAGGAGCUGCCUUCGGAUCAACCCCGUGGGCAUGUCGAAUGGUGUCAUGACCCGCUGCGCGCUGUUCGCGAUGCCGACUACAUUGUGACGGACACAUGGAUUUCUAUGGGUGACGAAGCGCAGAAAGAACAGCGCUUGCGCGACUUUGCUGGAUUUCAGGUGACGAAUGAUCUCGCCCGCCAAGGCAAGGCGAAGCUUGACUGGAAGUUUAUGCACUGCCUGCCACGCAAGGCUGAGGAAGUGUCCGACGACGUGUUCUAUGGACCGCACUCGAUGGUAUUCCCCGAAGCAGAAAAUCGAAAGUGGACGAUUAUGGCCUGCUUUGAUUGGCUCUUUGGCCGUCGUGCUUUGUAA
Malassezia restricta is the source of this 1077-nucleotide messenger RNA. RefSeq names its product ornithine carbamoyltransferase. The record is from RefSeq and is a predicted model, not a curated record. Gene Ontology annotation, biological process: L-citrulline biosynthetic process. The transcript has 4 exons. Lineage: Eukaryota; Fungi; Basidiomycota; Malasseziomycetes; Malasseziales; Malasseziaceae. Gene Ontology annotation, molecular function: ornithine carbamoyltransferase activity; amino acid binding. Bases 1 to 1077 code for a protein of 358 amino acids. Gene Ontology annotation, cellular component: mitochondrion.